AUGGAUAUGGUCGAAUUCUUCUCUCUUCUCGGCCUUCCUGCUCGUCUCGCCGGUCGUGCAUUGCUGAUCUCUCGCUACGUGAGCAAUCGAGGCUCGACAGCCCGCAUCACCACCGACUAUGCCGAGAAGAGAUACGGGAAGAGCGUGCGAUGGAAGCCAUGGCUGAUGAUUGACGUGAAAGAGCUCGAGGAGACGCAGGACUUGAUCAACCAUGGCACAGACGCGCAGGUGGAGAGUUGGAGGAUCAGCCAGUUGAGUGUGUGCGGCAUGAUAGCCAUUAUCGUGGGUGGAACGGUGCACGAGUUACUCCGUACAAGCGAUACUGACAAAGGACAGGGCGGCCUCAUCAGCUCAUGCGCGGUUACGGCCCUGCAACUACCAACACUUGAAGAGUGCCAUUACGUCGCCCGGGGCAGCUUCGUCAUGUCCCUCAUCCUGUCUUUGCUGUCAGUCUUUUUCUCCGGCCUCCAGCAGUCGUCCUUUGGUGGGCAGAUUGAGACAAAAGACCUGCGGAUAUGGCUUGCCGACGGGAGGCAUUUGAGUGACUCGACCGGACAAUGGGAACUGCAGAGCUCCGUGGUGGCACAUAUGAUCUUGAAGGCGCCGUUCGAGAUAGUGGUCAUGGGCAUCCUGCUGUUCAUUGUUGGUAUGGGUACCUACCUUGGGAGCAGCUGGAAAAACAGUCUAUCACUGUCAACGGGCAGCGGAGGAAACAGAGCAAUCUUGAUUGCCUUUGUCGUGCCUACAGUAUUCGUACUGCUGAUGUACGGUCAUAUACUGGGCUUAAAGGACAGAGAAAUGGUGAUAGCUGCCGACCAUGGCGGUCUGCAGGCAAUGACAAAAGGGCAGAACGCAGUCACAGGACUUCCUCGCGAUGUGGAGGCUUCUCUUCAGCAGGACACAUACAAAAGGGGCCAUGGCGAAACCAAGGCUGUGAGCUCAGAGUUCCAAGAGCUGAGAAGUAUGCUCCAGACGGCCAUCGAUGCUCAGAGGCAGUGCGCCAAAGCCAGUGAGGACAUUGCUAAACACUACGAGCGCCUCCUCAACAACGGAUGA
Saxophila tyrrhenica is the source of this 1056-nucleotide messenger RNA. RefSeq lists its product as uncharacterized. NCBI's taxonomy places the organism in Eukaryota, Fungi, Ascomycota, Dothideomycetes, Mycosphaerellales, Extremaceae. The record is from RefSeq and is a predicted model, not a curated record. Bases 1 to 1056 code for a protein of 351 amino acids. The transcript has 2 exons.